Molecule: messenger RNA, 4825 nt
Organism: Symsagittifera roscoffensis
Lineage: Eukaryota; Metazoa; Xenacoelomorpha; Acoela; Convolutidae
Exons: 9
Coding region: 1492-4461 (989 amino acids)
Biological process (GO): regulation of transcription by RNA polymerase II
Molecular function (GO): DNA-binding transcription factor activity; RNA polymerase II cis-regulatory region sequence-specific DNA binding
Source: RefSeq, a predicted model, not a curated record
UAAAUUUAUGACCGCAACCUGAAUUUUUGUACGUUUUCGCGUUCAUUCAUUUGUUCGUUCAUAUCGUGCACGAUGUUGAUUUAUUGUUGUAGCUUAUUGUUGAGAUGGUAAAGGUUCAGUUGCGAUAGUCUUCGAGAUAAUCUUUUGCAAUGUUUUUUGUUUCAUAUUUUUGGAUGCGUUGGCUGAGAGUUUUUUUUCGAUAGAGUUUAACUGUUCUGACUAUUUUUUAAUUCAGUUUUCUAUGAAACUAUUGAAAGGAAGGAAACAAUGUGGUAUUUUCGUAGUUAUUUUUUUUCAGUAUUCUCAGUUAAGCGAAGAACAAUUGAAUAGCUUCAGAUGAUUUAAAUGGCUUGAUGUUAAGAGAAAGGAAGCUGCAUUGGAAAUUGAGGGCAGUGCCAGAUCCGUUUGGACAUCCAGUUGGCAGCACUCUUAGCUGAGCCAGUGUUUGCAUGUUUUGAGGACUGGGAGGGAGGCGUGUGAUCACUUCUCUGUACUCUAAUUGGUGUCGUAUGGUUCAUGCUUGCCUUGCCUUUGCUUGUGUUAUUAUGGCCUUCGGCCCCCAAACGGGCUUGCUUUUAAGUUGGACCUUUUCACUCGCUCGCCCAUUUGCUGCCAUGCUAGCUAGCCUGUUCAGUAAAGUUUGAGAGAUGCCACCUCAACCUCACCACUGCCACUGUGCACCAUAUUGUUACGUACCUCCUGUUCUGUUCUGUUGGUGGCAAAAUAGAGAGAGCGAGAGAGAGUAGUUUAUUCAUAGCUGCUAUUUGGUAACCUCAGCUGACAAUAUCGACUAUCGAGAAAAGCGAGACGCCGACCUGAACAAACUAACCAACCCAACACCCAACAUAAACAUACAUUACAUUACAUUACAUAUCUGUGAUCUGUGCACAAAAUAUCUGCCCAAUAAGUGCCUUUGUCUGUCUUACUUGUCCUCUUCAUACCCGCCACCGCUGAGAAGUAAAACAUAUCAUUAUCAUCAACCUCAGCCUACCAACUGGACUGGACAGGACAUAUUACUCUCUACAUAGAUCAGCAGCCGAUAGCCUAGUGUGCUGCUUGACUGUUCCUUGUUGGUGGUACUUGAAGUGCAUUAUUUCUAACCUUCUCGUUCUCGCCUCAUUGAUUGUCAUUACCUCCUCAGCUGAAGUUACAGUUUCUGAAGUGGGCAUUGUGCUGCUAAUGAUUGUGCCUAGUGCUGUUGUGGUUGUUGUUGUGAAGUUGAGUUGUUGCCGCGCAAAUCGAAUCAUCUCAGCUGUUCUGUUCUGUUCGCAGUAGAAAUCACUCACUUCCAAAGUGCUCUUGCGAGUAGUGUGCUCUUUAAUAGUCGUGACGUGUGAUCGAACUGCGCGACUGAGUUUGUUCACAGUUAUCUGCAGCUGGAGUGUGUAGUGAGUCAUAGUCACCCAACAAGUCAUUUCUGUUGCUAAUCAAAUCAGUCGAACCACCGAGCAGAAUCAGUCGGCCAAAUCAGUGUGGACAGCGCGUGCUAAAAUGCCAGUGGCCGAAUUGAACGACGACUGUAGCAGCCAAGACAAACAGCAGUCAAACGAGCAGAAUUUAUCUACUGCUUCUGCGGAUGGACCUGAAUCUCAACCGACAAGUGAGAAAGAGAAUAAGAACACACAGAAAACAACUGCGGCAACAGAAAUGGUCAUUAAAGACUUAUUCGAGGCAUACAACAUAGAUUGCGAGGAUUUGGACGCAAUUUACAAAGACACCGAAGAAAUUGUAAGCGAGCGGGAGAAGAUUUUGAGCAGCCAAAUGCUAGCGGCCAUUGGCGGAGGCAACCAUGGGUCCAUAAUCGACACAAUGAAAGAGAAAGACCACAUAUCUGCAGUGACCACACAACCAAACGGACUCUCUCCCCAAAUCAACUUUCCUUGGUCGGCGGAACAAAAUGGGAAGAAUGUGAACAAUCCGUUAGAUUUCUGGUCCAAUUUUAAUUCACCGGAAAAGUGUAAAAACUUGGACAUGAGUGAUGCUUUGAGUGGCCUGAAGGGUUCCCCGUCUUAUCUACCAUGUAGCGGCAGUGUGUACAGCUCCUCGAGUUUGUUGCAGAAAAUGCCAUCUGGUACUAGUAUGUCAUCUGCAACUGUUUCGGCUGAAAGGGGAAAACAACUAUCCACAGGCGCUGAAAUUACUGAGAAAAGUCUGUUCAUCAAUCUGGCCUUGAAGCAAGGGCAUUCUGCUGCGAACUGGGAUAAGUUCACGCCAUUUGAGAGCGAUAAGGUGAAUGGUGACAAUCUGGAGCGGUGUGUGGAUUGUGGGGCAGCCUACACCACCAGUUCGGCCCUGUUCUACCACGUGAGGAGGAAAGCGAAGAGCUCUGCUUCUAAGCAGUCCCUUUCUUCCUCCUCUUCCUCCCUGCAGAUGCUGCAGUGCAAGAAGUGUGUGUUGCCAAUCACGAAUGAGUGUGCACAGAAGGCACACCAGAGACUGCACUUUCUCACAGCACCCUACGUCUGCUUCAUCUGCGGACUCAGGUGUGCAAGUGACAUGCGAUUGUUGCACCACAUAGACGGCCACGGAGUGGAGUGUCGAGUGCAGAACAACAUUGCAUGUCAUACCUGCCAGUUGGUGUUCAUCUCCAAAGAACAUCUGGUCAAGCACAGAGAAGCAGCACACCAUCAAGGGGGCAUAGUUCCAUCAGGUGCCAAUUGUAUCAACAGCACCUGUAUCACCGCUCUGGGGACAGGAGCAGGGGGUGGGAUGAACCCGGCCAUUGAGAGCAUUGUGAAUGGACCUCCCAAGAGACCCUCUUCGAACAACACUUCCGCCGCAGCAUAUUCUGUCCACGCCGGCAGAACAUCACACGCUCACAGCCAAAACCCGCAGUCAACCGCAGUGAUCAAAAUGUCACCUCCUCCUUCGCGUCCGAACAGUCUCGGUAAACAGAAUGAGGCAACCGCGUUAGCCGUGAAGUCGUCAGAAAAAGCCCAUGUAAUGGGCAUACAAGGCAGUAAACCACUGAGAAUGGAGAAGCUCCCUUCUGAGAAGAACGGGAAGCAUGCAGUAAACACUUCUACGUCUGGAUCCAGUGGGAGUACCUUUCCCCAGUUGAAUGGGGCGACGGCGGCGGGAACUGGACCGGGAACCAAAUGUCAUCUGUGCCAAAAAGUGCUCUCCAGAAGGGACAAACUGAAGUGGCAUCUGGCCAUUUGCUGUCCGAGGUUCCACGUGGACCUAUAUGACCAACUCUUAGUGGCCGGAUUCGCACACGCUAUCGCUAAGAAUGUAGUGUUGGGCAGCAACUGUGCGGCCAAGUGUCAAUUCUGCAGCAGACGCUUCACCUCCAGAGCUAGUCUGGAAUUGCAUGAGAGCACGUGUAGUCUGAAAACCACGCUUGGUUUUGGCUCCUCACAGUCAGGCACUGACAACAAAAAGGGGGUCCCAGUUGGUCCAAAAGAUCCUCUAUUGCCUCUCCCAACUGAUCUUUCACUCUCCUCAUCCAGCACAUCAUCAGGCACUACAACUGUGUCAUCCAGUGCAAAUGGUCUGUCUCUCCUCUCGAGUGAGAGCAACAACAACAACAACAUCAAAACUGGAGGUCAGAGUCAGAAUGGAGGACAGCAGACAUCGAGUGGGGUGGACAGGCUGACCUGUCACUUGUGCAACCGCACUCUAUCCAGACGGGAUAAGUUGAAGAGACACUUGGUCAGAUGCUGUGAGACUCACCAGAGAGACGUCGAGAUCGCACUGCUCGUGGCCGGAUUCACAGCCAAGGAUGUCGAGAAAGUGUUGAGCGGGAGCAUUAGUGGACUUCCGCAGAAAUGUGCCAACAAUGUCUCCAAACCACCUGCUGCUCCCCCACUGAGACAAACAAGUCCCCCCAUAAUCACUGACCAAUCAACGUGCAGUAUCGUAUCUACAACGGACAAGAAAGAAGAACACACAGUUGAGAAGGAGAGCGAAAACGAGAGCGGCUUCUUCGAGGUUUCUGCAAUGGGGGGAUCUAGUCCCCCGUCAGUUCCAAUGAAGUACCAUCAGUUACCCGAACUGAUUCCUGAACCGCCCAGCUUUCCAGCUGAUUUAUCAGAUGUGACUCCGGUGAUGUCGCCUGCAUGUGCUAAAGAAGAGUUUGAGACAAAAAGCAAUUCAGGUGGAGGUGGUGUGGGCCAGACCAUGAGCAACUCGCAGUCUUGUUCGCCCAGCGGCUGUUUACUGCCGACCUCCCUCUCCUCCCUGCUUGUCGAAGUGUCCCCUUCCUCCUCCUCCGCUACUCCCUCGGGGAGAUCAGGAGUCAAAAACAAGAGUGGAAAUAAUGACGAAGACCAUUCACCUACAGUAUCAGUUCAGAAUACUACAAAUUCUUCAGCUGUUGAGAAGAGUGAUAAGCGAUCGAAUCAGGCGGAGCAGCCAAACGCAGUAGCUGUCAUCGGAAAGAGGCCAAAACAUCGAUGUGAAAGUUGCGGAGAGGUUUUUAUCGACAAUCUAGUGUUCUCGCUACACUCCUGCACUUGAAACUAAAAAUGAACAUUGAGUAAUUGCUAAAAUUGAAGCUAUUCUGUUAAUGUCCAAUUCGACUUAUUUAUGUUGUUAAUCAUUAAUGUUGUAAAUUAUCAGUCAUCAGUUAAUCAAAUUUUGGUGCCUUUACAUUAUAGAGUAUUUAGCUUUUUGCCGUUUGGUUUCUUUUCUUCCAUAUAUGUUCUUAUCAGUUCAUAAUCAAUUUGUGUAUUUUUAAUCGUAGUUUAAUCAGUACUCGAAUAUUCCAAUGUUGAUCUUUUGUUGUAAUUUUAUAUAUUUGCCAUUUCUUUCCCUUGUCGUCAUUUGUCAGAAUAGAUCAAAUGUUUUGGAGCAGUUGAUUUGUUGCAUCUUGCCGAUCAUU